This is a messenger RNA of Drosophila biarmipes, 2885 nucleotides long. Its product is annotated as cilia- and flagella-associated protein 58. The transcript has 4 exons. Gene Ontology annotation, cellular component: cytoskeleton. Bases 133 to 2850 code for a protein of 905 amino acids. The record is from RefSeq and is a predicted model, not a curated record. Lineage: Eukaryota; Metazoa; Arthropoda; Insecta; Diptera; Drosophilidae.
CUAGGAUCACAAUGCAUUACACUCAAACGUCACACUGAUACACUUUAGUUUCUCGUUUAUUUUUAAUUAAUUUUUUUUGUUUGGUUUUCUGGAGGAUUUAUUCGUUAUCCUUCGUUGGUUGAUACCCAAAAGAUGAAGUUGGCGAAGCAAAAGUCUGCUCACUCCAAGUCCGUUUCAGUGAUGAACUUCGAGGAGCGCUUUAGGGAUAGUAUAGACCCGGCCCAAAUAAACCUGGUGCACGAUCUUGACGAUAGCUUCUUUGGCAACUCCUACCAGCUGGUCCAGAGUCUCAGCGACCGCAACCCCUUUCUGGCGGCCAAGUUCAAGUUGUAUGUGGACAUCCUCUCCAGACUUCACGGUCACUAUUGCAAUGAGGUGGAACAAGGAAAGGCGCUGCAGCUGAAGGUGAAAACGGCGGAUGAGAAGCUUAAGCUGGCCCUGCAGACCACCGCUACCUCGGAGGCGAUGAUGGAGAGCCUGCGCCAGUCCCUGGAGGAGUCCUGGCGGAACGAGGACGCCACCAAGAGUCGAGAGGAGACCAUGCAGAUGCAACUGAUGUCGCUGGUCCAAACCGAUCAACCAACUUCCAAUAGGGCUAUGAGCGAUGCACCGAUAACAACCACUGCCAAGGACACCCACAUCCAGCGCUUGGUCUUCCGGGAGCGGGAUCGCCUGGCCGCCGAGCUGAAGGACUACCAGAAGCGGCUGCAAACGAAUCGCCUAUACUCCGAAUCGCUGGAGGGGAUGAUAGAGGUAUCCAGGGAGAUGAUCACCAAGCUCAAUUCUCGGGUGAAGCAAUUAGAGAGUGAGAUUUUUCGGCUGGAGCACAAGCUUAACGUGGAACAGGAUAAGUACGAGGAUCGGCUUUUGCAUGUUAACAAGGAGCUGGCUCAAGUGGUGCAGCAAAACCAGGAACUCCAGGCGGCCGACAAUACUGUGGCAGAGCUGACGACCUCCAAUGAAGCACUGAAGCUGCGCAACGAUCGUCUCCAGCGGGAGAACUACAACUUCUCGAAGUCUCUUCGCCUGCUGGAGGAUGAAAAGCAAAAGCUUUACGUGAACUUCAAGGCGGCCGAGGGAUUCAAAGAUGUCCACAGGCGGAAUAUUGCAGAACUUGACUUGUCCCGCCGCGCAGCCGAGCGGGAGGCCAAAAAGAAGGCGGACGAGUCGCUGAUCCUGGAGCGACGGUUCCACCAGCUGUCCAAAAAGAACGCAGAGCUUAACGACCAGGCUCUGGUUAAUCAAAGCGAGAUCAAGGUUCAGGAGAAGACCAUAAUGGUAGCCAAUGGCAAGCUGGACGAGGCUGUGCGCCAGAAGGAUGAAAUUGGUCGAUCACGGGACAAGCUGAGAGUAGAGAUCACCCGUCUCAAUGAUACAGUGGCCGGAGUGCGGCACGAAAUCGCUACCAUUCGCCACCAGAUGCAGGAUCUGCAGAACGAUCUCCAUCGGGCCAACAAGCAGCUGGACGAGAAGGACGUGCAGGUGCAGAAAAUAGCCCGGGAAAAGAAGGAGCUGAUCGUGGAGCUCAAUGAUGCCUACAAGAAGAUCGAUGGCAUCGAAGAGAUACUUGCCGUGAAGACUGAGCGAUUGGAGGCCCUUCAGGUCGAACUGCAGCAAAAGCAGGUGGACUUCGCAAACGUCAAGAAGCAGAUGGAGGUCAUCCACUCGGAGAAGGUGAUGCUGAUGAAGACAAUGGACAUGUGCUCCAGGGACCGCUCCGUGCUGCAGAACAACGCCACCAAGCUGACGCACCAGCUCAACCAGAUGAACAGCGCGCUGGCCACCAACGAGAAGGAGAUCUCCACUCUGGGCAACCAGAUUGAACAGCUGAACCGUACCGUCAAGCAGAAGCAGAACGAGAUACACGCCAAGAGCCGCCUGCUGACCAGCACACGGUCCGAUCUGCGGGAGAUGAAGAUCCGGGUGGAGCAGGCUCAGCACACCAUUGACACCGAUGAGAAGCGCUUCAAGACCAUGGCCUGUGCCCUCGAGGAGGUGACCAAAGAGAAGAGUCUGGUGGGCCUGCAAAUGGUCAGGCGGAAUGAUGAAGUACGCCUCCUGAGGGAGAAACUGGAAAUGAUGCAGAAGGCCAUCGAUCGGGGAACCAUGCAGUACAACCAGAGAAUCGAGGACAUCCGAUUGCUCAAACUGGAGGUGGUCAACCUGCGCUCAUCGCACGAGUGCAUGCAGCGCGAGGUGGGCAACAAGGCGGCCAUGCGCCAUGAUGUGGUCCGACUGGAGCGGCAGCUCAACCGUGAAAGGCUCAGGGUAACAGCCUUCUCGGAGGAGCUGGCUCGCCCCUGUCGCAUCCACCGCUGGCGAGUCCUGCUGGGGAAGGAUCCGCGCCGCUUUGAGCUGAUACGCAAGAAUCAGCAUCUUCUGAAGCGCAACAUACGCAUAUCCGUGGAACGGGAUAAUAAGGCCAAGGAGCUGGCGGAUUUUAUGCGGUUGCACGAGGAAUUCAAGCGGCAGAUUAAGCAUCUGCCCGAUCCCAGUGUCCUCCAGAAGCUCUGCGACCAGCAGCGCAUUAAUCGCCGCCAGACCCGCCAGAUAAAGGCCAUGAAAGCUGAACUCAGGAUCAACGAUAUCGAUCUGAAGGCCAGGGAACGCCUCAUAGAAGGUUUCCAGAAGGAGCUGCGCUUGCAUCACCAAAAGAUUCCGGAGUCCUCUAUUGGUAGGGUGGAUGUAAAGGUUCCCCCCGCUAAACCAAUGGAUAAAUUCGUGGAUCAUAUAUUCGACUUUACUUCCACCUGCGAAGAUACCCCUGAACCAGAUGAGGGACUGGAGGGAUUGAAGUUACACAUAAGUGGUUCCAGAUCCACUGUCGGUAGGGUAUCUUUUACACUUUGAAACAAUUUCAAAUAAAUAAUUUCCUUUAUAAAAUA